This is a messenger RNA of Purpureocillium takamizusanense, 1307 nucleotides long. RefSeq lists its product as uncharacterized. The record is from RefSeq and is a predicted model, not a curated record. Bases 375 to 1037 code for a protein of 220 amino acids. Lineage: Eukaryota; Fungi; Ascomycota; Sordariomycetes; Hypocreales; Ophiocordycipitaceae. Gene Ontology annotation, molecular function: nucleoside triphosphate diphosphatase activity. The transcript has a single exon.
CGCUCCCGCAUCAUCGCCGAAAAGAAAGAAAAAGUGAUUCGCCCGCCAUGAGCGACUCCAAGAUCCCGAGCGACCCCCCGCCCGAGUACUCGCCGGCCGCGGCCGAACACGCGGCGGCCGGUCCCAAUGCCCGACCCGGCGCCCCCGUCCGGCGCCCGGUCCAGCCGCUCGACCUCCCCAUCAUCCGGCACCUCAACUCCAAGAGGGUCGUGCUCGCCUCGGCGUCGCCACGGCGCAAGGCGCUGCUACAGCAGGUGCGUACGUGCGUGCGCGCGGAUAGACACACCCCAGGCGGACCGACCGACCGACUGGACACGAUGUCCCCGUGACAAUUUCUCCUGCUGCGCUGAAACUGGUGGUUCGCGGACUGACUGAUGGGGGGGAAACCCACGCCCGGCCAGAUGGGACUGACCAACCUCGAAAUCACGCCGUCCGACAAGCCCGAAGACCUCGACAAGUCGGCGUACGGCCCGUGGGAGUACGUGGCCGAGACGGCGCGGCGCAAGUGCCUCGACGUGUACACAAAGUGCCUCGAGACGCAGCUGGCGUCCAUCCCCGACCCGGAUCUCGUCAUCGCGGCCGACACCGUCAUCGUGACGCGCGACGGGCGGAUCCUCGAGAAGCCACGGAGCGAGGCGGAGCACAUCAAGAUGCUGCGGCACAUGCGCGACACGGAGAUGCACCGGGUGCUGACGGCGGUGACGGUGCUCGCGCCGCGCGAGGACGCGCGCCACCCGGGGUACAGCAUCACGAGCCACACCGAGGAGACCAAGGUGUACUUUUGGGGCGAGGACGACGGGCUGCCCGACGACGUCAUCGAGGCCUACGUCCGGACGCGCGAGGGCGUGGACAAGGCCGGGGGCUACGCCGUGCAGGGCAUCGCCGGCAUGCUGCUGGUCGAGAAGAUUGACGGGAGCGUCGACAACGUCGUCGGCCUGCCGGUGAGGAGGUGCCUGUCCAUGGCUGAAAAGGUCAUUUUCCGGCAGGAUGAGGACGAGGGCGACGAGGAGCAGUCGGGCGACGAGGAUCUACUAUGAGGAAGGGGGGGAGGGGAGAUGGAGAGGCAGCGACGCCCGAACAGAACGGAAACAGGCGGGCGCGGGGAACUGCAUCUCGGGGCAAAAGGGGGAGGACAUGUGUUUUGUUGCUGGGCGACUUAUAUGUCGAUGGCACGACCAGGACGCUGGAGCGGCGACACCAGCCAAGCUAGAAGGGCGUAGUAGACACGAAUAUGGGGAAACAACCAAAAAAUAGACGAAAGCCAAAACAACCACCACUACUUCGUACGGAGGUUCUCUUGAAGUGGC